CCAUUCUGUGGAAUGUCCAUCACUGCUGAAUUCUUUAACAGUUUUUAGUGUUGCUAGGAAGCAGCAUGGGCCUGAAUGAAAGCAAAGAGUCGGGCCUUAACAGAGAGUCUCCUGAAAGACAGCAGGAGGAAGAUGAGACGGCGGCCCUUUUGUGUGCAGCUGCAAGGAAGGGUUGCUAUGACAUGACCCAGCAGCUCCUCUCCCAGGGAACAGGGGCCAUGAACAGCCAGGAUGCCACUGGCAGAACCCCACUUUUCUGGGCCACAGAAUACAGACACGAGAGACUGGUGGAGCUGUUGCUGUCCCAUGGGGCAGACCCAGAUGUCCGUGACAAAGAGGGGAAUCUUUGCCUGCACAGGGCGGCCUAUUUCGGCUCACCCACCAUUGCUAGGAUGCUGCUGGAAGCUGGCUCAGACUUGAAUGCAACAAACCAUUUGGGUAACUCACCUCUUCACCUGGCAGCCCAAGAGAAAUGCCACGAAUGCCUCAGCCUUUUCCUGGCCUGUGGCGCAGUCUCUCUGAAAAACAAAGCAGGGCAGCUGCCCCAGCAAUGCACCCAGCUCAGCUCCCCCUCUUGCAGGGCUCUGCAGGCCUUCUCUGCCCAGUUGCCAGGUCAGGUAGAGCAGAUACUCAGCAGGGACAUCUCCCGGGGCUUCGAGCAGGUUGCCGUUCCCUGCCUCAAUAUGGUAGACCAGGAAUCCUGUCCCAGGGAUUUCCUCUACAUCACAGGGAACAUCUUAUCAGGCUCAGAGCUUCUUCCCACAAAAACCUGGGAUCAAAGUCAGGGCUGCCGGUGCGAUGGAGGUUGCACUGUGGCCAGCUGUCCCUGCAUCCUGCGCAGUCAGUGUUCCUGGACCCUCACGGGUGGCCAACUCAGGCUGGAUACCACUGGCACAGCCCCUGAGAUGGGAUCCAUCUACGAAUGCAGCAUGCUUUGUGCUUGUCCCAGGUCCUGCCCCAACCGGGUGGUGCAACGUGGGCUCCGAACCCAGCUCCAACUUUACAGGACAGCUGCCAAAGGUUGGGGUGUGCGCACAGUGCAGGAUGUGCCCCAUGGAGCCUUCCUUUGCCAGUACUUCGGGGAGCUGAUUUCCAAUACUGAGGCUGCACAUCGAGAGGAAGACACUUACUACUUUGUGGUGGACAUGCAGGAUGGGCAACAAUGCUGCCUCGAUGGGCGCUAUUAUGGCAAUGUGGGGCGUUUCCUAAAUCAUUCAUGUCAACCCAACUUGGUGGCCCUACAAGUUGCUCUGGGAUACGACAUCCCUGGGAUUGCCUUUUUCAGCACACGAGCCAUCCAAGCUGGUGAAGAACUUGGAUUCGACUACGGCGACCAGUUCUGGGAGGUGAAAAGCUGGAAUUGCACCUGCCUCUGCGGCUUCCCCGGCUGCAGACGCUUGGCGAGGAGUCCCGCUCGUCUUCCUUCGCCGGCCGCGGGAGACCCCGGCUCGGGGCCCAGUUCUCCCUGCCCUUCGCGGCCUCCGCUCCGCGGCUUCGCGCUCAAGACCAAGCGCUCGAACCCCCUGAAGAGAGUCACCCGUUCCCGCCUGGCUCGCGAGUCUCGGCCGCCCUAGCGCUGCCCAGGGCCUCGCCUGCGCUUCUCGAAGCGCCCCAAUAAAGAGCCCGCCAGCCCCG
Messenger RNA from Pantherophis guttatus, 1635 nucleotides. RefSeq names its product histone-lysine N-methyltransferase EHMT2-like. Gene Ontology annotation, biological process: negative regulation of transcription by RNA polymerase II; peptidyl-lysine dimethylation. Gene Ontology annotation, cellular component: nucleus; chromatin. The record is from RefSeq and is a predicted model, not a curated record. Gene Ontology annotation, molecular function: p53 binding; zinc ion binding; histone H3K9 methyltransferase activity. NCBI's taxonomy places the organism in Eukaryota, Metazoa, Chordata, Lepidosauria, Squamata, Colubridae.